Messenger RNA from Thrips palmi, 3170 nucleotides. RefSeq names its product calcium homeostasis endoplasmic reticulum protein (gene scaf6). The record is from RefSeq and is a predicted model, not a curated record. NCBI's taxonomy places the organism in Eukaryota, Metazoa, Arthropoda, Insecta, Thysanoptera, Thripidae. Gene Ontology annotation, biological process: RNA processing; intracellular calcium ion homeostasis. Gene Ontology annotation, molecular function: RNA binding. The transcript has 16 exons. Bases 212 to 2800 code for a protein of 862 amino acids. Gene Ontology annotation, cellular component: perinuclear region of cytoplasm.
CAGUUUCGGACGGACAUUGCCGCUUGUGCGGGUGUAAGUUUCGACAACAUACAGUUGUUUUUAUUUCCAAUUUUCAUGUUUUGGAGUACUGGGGAUAGCUGAAUACUUUUAUGUGCAGUGACAAAUAUAUUUUAAACUAUGGUCUUUCUAGUGUAAUUCUUAUUUUGGAGCAAGUGCAUGUUUUAUUUAAAUAUAAUUGUGCCGCAUCAAGAUGGAGCUGCCCCAACCUCCACAAGAUAUUGAUCUUCGUAAUAUUAUUGACAAACUAGCUCAAUUUGUUGCUAGAAAUGGACUUGAAUUUGAGCAGAUGACCAAAAACAAGCAAAAGGAUAAUCCUAAAUUCAGCUUCUUGUUUGGGGGAGAACAUUUCAAUUACUAUCAGUAUAAAGUUACCACAGAGCAAGCAAUUCUGAAGCAAAAGAGCAAGCACCAUUCUACUUUGCCUGAUCUAGCUGGACUUCAACUCCCCAACCUGUCGAGUACAAAUGCUACCAUGGAUUUAUCAGCUGCUGUAUCUGCGGCUCAAUGGCUGGCAGCGCAGCAGCAGUCAUCAAUAUCUACAGCACCACCUUCAGUUUCUAACGUCUCUUCAUCAACAUCAGCGUCUUUAGACUCAAUUGCACAGCAAAAGCGAGUUUUGCAAGAUCAAAUCCUGCAAAGUGAACAGAAUCUUGCAGCUCAACAUGCGGUAUUGAUGCAGCAGCAACAGACGCAAGUGGAGGAAGCAUUAAAAAAAGCCCAAGAAGCUCGAUUAGAUCAGCUUGGUAUUGAUGCUGGAGUGCCGUUUGCAGAGUUUGAUCAGAUUCUUGCACCAAUCAUUCAAUCCUGUACUAAAGAUUCAAUAUCUGCUGGCAAAGGCUGGAUCCUUCAGAAAGCCACAAACCCAGCAGCAAAUUCAGCUCUGGCACAGUUUCUUCUAGCCAAGGUUGUAAAUGUAGGAAAGGAAAGUAAUGGUCCUCAACCCACAGCUAGUCCAUUUUCUCAACGACUACAUUUAAUUUAUUUGGUGAAUGAUGUUUUGCAUCAUUGCGUACGCAAAAAUGCUGAAGAACUGAAGAAAGCUCUUGAAAGUGUGGUUGUACCAAUGUUUUGCUGUGCGUCUAUUGGUUUGCCCGAUGAUCAAAAGUCAAAACUAAACAAGCUUCUUAAUUUGUGGGAGUCAAAAAGUAAUUACCUUGAUGAAAUCACCAUUGAUAAACUGAAACACCCCACAAGGUCAUGGACAGAGUAUCAAACAAACCUUAUAGAACAAUUUUCUUCUAUCAUUUCGUCCAUUACAACUGCAACCAAAAAUACUUAUGAAAAUUAUCAGUCUCAACAUCAGGCAUUUGUCAAUCAUGCCCUGCAACAAAUUCAGACUCUGGAGCAACAGCAGCAGGCUUUGGCUGUUGUAGCUGCGGUAUUGCCAUCAACCCAGCCACUUCCUUCGCAACCAGAAAUUCAUCAACAGUGUGAUCAGCCACCACCGUUACUUGUGUCCCAUCAGUCUCAGUCCACAUCAGCUCCACUGUCCCAGCCUCCUCCACUAAUGAACAAUUCAGAGUACUCCAAUCCUCCAGCACCCAUCUCUCUGAACCAAAUGCCCCCAGCACACCCUGCUCUCCCAACCCACCCAGGUCACUCAGCCCACCCAGCACACCCCGCACACCCCGCACAUCAACCUCCCCCUUCAGGGCCGCCUCCAAGUAAUUUCUCUCAACCGCCUCCUGGAUUCUUUCCAGGUAGCUUUCCAAUUGGCGUUGAGUUGCCAGAUUUCAGUCGCCCUCCACCUGGCUUUCCUUUACCUCCACCAACCAUCGCACCAAUCCAGCAGGCUCCACCAGAGCCGAUUGAUGAUUUGGUUCCAAGUGUGCCCUAUUUUGAUCUACCAGCUGGUCUCAUGGUGCCUCUCAUCAAGCUUGAUGAUCAUGAGUAUAAACCGUUAGAUCCGGAUUCUAUAAGGCUACCACCCCCUGCUCCUCCUAGUGAAAGACUUUUGGCAGCUGUGGAUGCAUUUUAUGCUGCACCAGGUCAUGAUCGCCCACGAGACAGUGGUCUAAGUGUUUCCAGAAGAAUUGUUGAUAGUGAAGGCUGGGAAAAACUUGGCCUCUAUGAAUACUAUCGAGCAAAGAAUCAAGCCCGUAAGAGAAAAGAAGAAGAUAUCAUUGAAGGCAUUAGAGAAAGAUCUCGAUCUCCCUCACCUAUAUACCGCCCACCAUCACGAGAAAAGUCACCUACACCCAAGAAAAGAUAUAGAAGUGCAUCCCCCGAAAAUGAUAAAAGUAAAGAAAAAUCAAAAGACAGGGGACGAUCGCAUUCACCCUCUCCAAGUCCUGUUCGUUCAAACCCUAACGAAAGUACAGGGGCCGCCAGUAAUGGUAGACGUUCACCUGUGUCUACUUUAAGAAGACAAACAAGACCAACAUACAGGCAUUCAAGAUCUAGAUCCAGGUCGAGAUCAAGAUCUCGUUCCAGUUCUCGGUCAAGAUCGAGGAGUCCUCCCAAACAAACUAUAGAUCGAGACCGCAGCCCUACACCUCCUUCAUUUCUUGGUUCUACAUAUGCAAAGGCUACAAUGGAGCGUUUAGAUGAAUCAAAUAAAGGACACCAGAUGCUCAAAAAGAUGGGUUGGAGUGGUGCUGGUCUUGGUGCUAAAGAGCAGGGUAUAGAACAGCCUAUUUCUGGAGGAGAGAUUCGUGAUAGGACUGACAUGUAUAAGGGUGUUGGUGUUAAUUUAAACGACCCUUAUGAAAACUUCCGGAAAAAUAAGGGUCAGGCUUUUAUUUCAAGGAUGAAAGCCAGAGCUGAAGAACGAACAUAAUUGAGGAGCAGGAUAUUUUUUGACUCAAGAGCAAAUUUGGAGAAAGGGGAGAAGCGGGUGCCUUGGUGUUCGUUUGUUCAAGAGGCCUUGACACCUUGGUUUGGUUUAGCCUCUCCCCUCUCUCCGUGUGCCUUUCUUUCAUCAAAGGAAAUUAUCACUGCAUGACUUUGACAAAUUAAUUGCGUCAGUGACCUCAUGUCUAUUUCCAUUUUCGAUUGCCUGUGUGGUCCGAAUGUCCAUUCGGCCCUUUCCCACCCUGUACCCCUGAGAAAGAAGAAUAUUUGCAAUGGUUUUUCAUUGUGUGUGUAAAUGAAAUGAACUGACUCAAGAUAUGUCUUGUUAUCAAUAAAUUUGUUUUUUUAAAAAUGAA